This is a messenger RNA of Sander lucioperca (pikeperch), 5174 nucleotides long. Its product is annotated as oxysterol-binding protein-related protein 11-like. Lineage: Eukaryota; Metazoa; Chordata; Actinopteri; Perciformes; Percidae. Bases 320 to 2476 code for a protein of 718 amino acids. Gene Ontology annotation, molecular function: sterol binding. The transcript is spliced from 14 exons. The record is from RefSeq and is a predicted model, not a curated record. Gene Ontology annotation, cellular component: intracellular membrane-bounded organelle; cytosol; membrane.
UCAUGUGACUCGUUUCCUGCCAAAGCAGUAAAUAUAGCAAGCGAGCUAGCACCACAGGCUAUAUUUGGCUACUGUCUGUAUUAGCAAAAUAGACAUGUUUUGUCAUUCUCUAUUUCAUUUAGCCAGUUAGUCCAGCGUCUGUUGGGUGUGUGGUGCGCUGCGUUUCGACAAGCGAUGAACCGACAGCUUGACUUUGUGUUGUAAGGGAGGCUCGUCCACCUAAUCAAAUCUGUGGUGACUUAGCUUUGCUAGCUUCACAGGUUAGUUUAACGCUAGCAAGCUGAGUUAGCAUCUUAAGGAGGUUUCGUUGCUAGUGACUAUGCAAGGGGAAACCACGGCUAUACGAAUCGCGGAAAACGAAGGCAAGCUGGAUGUAUUGCCCCAGAACAAGACCCCAAACUUGGGGAGAGCAAGUGCCAAAGGCUGGCAGUAUAGUGACCACAUGGAGAAUAUUGAUGGCUACUUGAUGAAAUACACCAACCUUGUAACAGGGUGGCAAUACAGGUUCUUUGUCUUAAACAAUGAGGCGGGCUUGCUGGAGUACUUUGUCAAUGAGCAGUCGCGGCCCCAGAAGCCCCGCGGUAUGCUCCCCCUGGCAGGGGCUGUGAUCUCCCCCAGCGACGAGGACUCCCAUACCUUCACUGUCAACGCCAUCAGCGGGGAGCAGUACAAGCUCAGGGCCACCGAUGCCAAAGAGAGACAGCACUGGGUGAGCCGACUGCAGAUCUGCACACAGCACCACACAGAGGCCAUGGGGAAGAGUAAUCCCCCACCCAAGUCCCGGAGCUACUCUAUGGCAUCUCAAGGCAGCGGCAGCUCACCCAUGUCCCUGCGCCGGCCCAGCCAAAACCCUGCCGCCUUAUUCAGCUGGUCACAGGUCAACAAGGGCUCGUCACUCUACUCCAGCAAGAGGUCCCUGCUGCCAGACCACCUGAUGGACGCCAGAGAGAUGAUGACCCAGGCCCAGGGCCAACACAGAGACCUGAUCCAGAGCAUCGAGGGCCUGCCUGCAGCCCCUGGCCUCUGCCCUCUAGACCAGGACCUGCUAAUGCUCAAGGCCACUUCCAUGGCCACCAUGAACUGCCUCAACGAGUGCCUGCACAUCCUGCACCUGCAGCAGGUGGCCAGGCAGAGAGGCUCCCUGGGAGGACCCACCAUCGAGUGGUUGGAGCCCAAGCUGCCCGACAUCCUGAAGAACGGCAGCAGCUCGCUGGGCAGCUUCACGACAGGGGAGGGCGCGCUGGAGGGGAGCCAUCUGGAGCUCAGCAGCCCCGAGUCCUGCAGCUUUUCUGGGGAACAGGAAGACAUUGAUGCGGAGGAUGAGGCGGAGGACUCGUUCACCGACAAGGAGGAGGACCUGGGUGCUGUGGAGGAGGAGCGCAGCGUCAUCCUACACCUGCUGUCCCAGCUGAAGCUGGGCAUGGACCUCACGCGGGUGGUCCUCCCCACCUUCAUCCUGGAGAAGCGCUCUCUGCUGGAGAUGUACGCUGAUUUCAUGUCCCACCCGGACCUCUUUGUGGCCAUCACCGACGGCAGCAGCCCCGAGGACCGCAUGGUCCGCUUUGUGGAGUACUACCUCACCUCCUUCCACGAGGGCCGCAAGGGGGCCAUUGCCAAGAAGCCCUACAACCCCAUCAUUGGCGAGACCUUCCACUGCUCCUGGAAGGUACCGAAGACACCAGAGGGCCCCAAGGAGCCCUCACAGGGAAGCCCUGACCCGGCCGCCGCCCAGGAGCCCUACCAAGUGCGCUUUGUGGCGGAGCAAGUGUCCCACCACCCGCCUGUGUCUGGCUUCUAUGCCGAAUGCCAGGAGAGGCAAAUCUGUGUGAACACGCAUGUGUGGACCAAGAGCAAGUUCAUGGGAAUGUCCAUUGGCGUAUCCAUGAUAGGGGAAGGUUGUCUAUAUCUGCUGGAGCACGAUGAAGAGUACACUUUCACGCUGCCGUGUGCAUAUGCCCGCUCCAUCCUCACUGUUCCCUGGGUGGAACUGGGUGGCAAAAUCAACAUCAACUGCGCUAAAUCGGGCUACUCUGCCAUCCUCACUUUCCAGACUAAACCAUUUUACGGUGGCAAAUUACACAAGAUAACGGGAGAGGUGAAGCACAACGCCACCAAUGCGGUGGUGUGUCGUGUGCAGGGCGAGUGGAACGGCGUUCUGGAGUUCAGCUACACCAGCGGAGAGACGAGGGUGGUCGACGUCACCAAGCUGCCCGUUACCAAGAAAAGCGUUCGGCCGAUUGAGAAGCAGGGACCAACUGAAUCCAGGCGCCUGUGGCAGCAUGUGACAGAGUCCUUACGGCAGAAGGACAUCGAAAAAGCCACGGAGCACAAGAGGUUUCUGGAGGAGAGGCAGAGGACGGAGGAGAGGCACCGGGCUGAGAGUGAAACCGCUUGGAGGACCAGAUACUUUGACAGAGAGGGUGAAGGCUGGGUCUAUCACAAACCACUUUGGAAAAACUCUGCAUUCAAAACCUAGUUUCUUCAGUCUGUAUCUCGGAUGUUGGUAUUGUAGAUUCUGGAAUGUGUGUGAGAGUGCGAGUGUCUGUGUGAGCACACACGCGUGGUUGUGACAUGACAGCAUGACCUGCACUGACGUACAGAAACUGCAACGUUGGGGAGAAGGACUUGGACAGCAUCUUGAAUCUCGCUCAUGAUUUUCACGAAGCCUCGAAGUACAAGCUUUUGUACUACUGAUCAGUUGUUGUUGUUUUUUAUAAUCCAAUGUUAAUGAAAACACAUUCUUGUACAGGUAAUGGUACUCUAUUUACACAGCCUUAAGAUCGUCUGAUGAAUGUUGGGGGAUCUGCUGAUGAACCUGCAUAUGGUUGUUUCUUUUUUUUUCUUUUUUCAAGCUGUGCUAUCACAUUAAGGUCAAGUGACUUUUGAGCAGUUUCUUCCUAAAAUAAGAUAUCCAACAAACCUAAAGAAUUGGAAAACUGCCUGUAAAUGUGAAAAUGUUGUAAAUUGGAUUUACUGUCCUGGAAUGUAAUGUUGCCGUAUAUGAUCAUCUGUGUUAAAGCGCCUGAAAACUUUGCUUCAUAUCAAAGUGUUUCUCCAUACCAUUAAACAUUCAUAAAUAAAUAAGCAACAAUUGAAGUAAAAGAAACAUUUUUAGGUACUUGCUUUUGAGAGUUGAAAACUUUGCUAAUCUGCUUUGUCAGGACUGUUGAACUGACUGGAAUUAAACAACCCACCAACUGUCAUCAGAUUCAAAUGUCGCCCCACCCUGAUUCACACCAACUUCAAACCUGUGAGGAGAGCACAAAGAAAAGAGAAACUGCAAUCCUAAAUGUAACUGUUUGGCAGCUUUGUUUGUGUUCAUGUAGAAACCAUCCCUCACAGUAAGAAGUUGAUUGAGAAAGUUUUCAGGGCCUUUGAACCCAAAAUCAGUUGGACAUAAUCAAAAUUGAAGCCACUUUCACUGUUUUUGAGUACAUUUACAUGCACAUAAUUAUCUAAUCUCUAGGAGUAGCUCAUCAUUUUAGGCCAAGAAAUAGUCUGGCACCUUCCCUGUGUUUCUAGUCUUUAUGCUAAGCUACGCUACCUGUCUACAAGCUGUAGCUUCAUAUUGAAGAGACAAACACGCAAACUAACUCAGCAAUAAAGUGAAUAAGCGUAAUUCCCAAAAUGUGGACCAGGGGAAUGGAAAGCAAUUUAGUAUUGCAUUAUCCUAAAGCUGGUGAUGAAGACACCUGCUGAAACGACACACUUUCAGUGCGUAACACAGGCUUUCUGUCUCCAAGUGGAGAUCACCCUGAUGACCUCAUUGUGACAUCAUCAGGGUUAUUGUUACAGACUAAGCAAAGCUCCUCCAGAGCCACAGAAGUCAUUACUGUUAUCACAGGUUUAGGUACUCCCUGUGACGAGUGAACUCACCUGUGUAAAAUUGGGGGAAUUGCCCUUUUUAAGCUACAGUAGGUAACAUUCAUAUAAAAAAGACUUUUGGUUAAAUUUGCUCAAACUGACAGUACUAAAUGAUACAGAUGUGUGACAAAAAUCCAGCUUCUCUGCCUCCUCCUGGUGCUCCUAAUGGCAUAAGGGAAACAACCAAUCAGAGCCGAGGAGUUUCUAACGCAGCGUUGGUUGUUUAACCUUCGGAAACUUCCCCAAAUAUUGUCUCAUAUUUUUUAUAAAAGUUACCUAGUGAACUUUUAACCACGUUCCGCUUACCUUGAUUAUGGCUCAGUGUGUUCACACUACAUCAAUAGUGAUUGCUUUAAUUUGGUUGAUAUCAGGUAAAUUGUGUGCAUUUAGAUAUACUUAAACAGUUUCUCUUUAAAUUCUUGUUUGUUCAAUUGUUUGAUGCUAUAUUGAUAUUGGUGUUUUGACUAAGACACUACUGGAAUGGCAUGUCAUAGACUAGCUGACAAAGAACCACAUUUUAAAUAAUGAUGGAGUCAGAUGUGAAUGCAUUCCCCAUAUGUCUUCUCUUUGUCCUGUGGUUUUGCAGAUGGAAAGAUUCUUACAUGCAUGAUGGCAAAGUGUCUCUGUCCACAGUAUACUACUCCUGUGUCUGCAUUACUUAAAUUGAUAAAUGUCUGUUGUAAAAGCUUUUAACCAAAUUUGCUUGUUUUGUAAUGCAAAUAAAUAUUUUCUUUGAAUGCAUAUUUAUCCCCCAUCUUUGCGCUUUAAUUGCUCUAAAUUUUAUAGCCACUUUUUGUAUAGAGAGGUUAACAUUUCUCGUUCCAUCUGUGUUUUUGUUGUCUUAUUUCCUUUGGAAGUAAUUCCAAUCUACUAUCCUGUGAUGUACAUGUGUUAAACCUUCCCCACCCCUGGGUCUCAAAGCAUCCAAGUAUCAAGUAAGGACACCGUUCCUAUUCUCUGCAGAAAGAAGAAUCCACCCUGCCAUUAAUAAGCUACUCCCUCUACGUCUUGGUGCCUUACGCAAACUCUGUGUGUCUUCCAGCUAAGGAUCGCAGCAAUUUCAUCAGUUAUUUACCUGACCGAAGCAAUGGCGUAUGUAUUAUUUGUGUGUGUUGUGUUUUUCUUUAAAUCAGUGCUUCAUGUUGAGAAGUGUACGACACACACUUUUAUUCUAUAGGUUUUUGACACUUUCUUGGUUUUAGAUUCUACUGGUUGUCUUGCUGACCUAUGAAAUGCACUGACAUUGAAGGAAACCUGAUGUAGAAAAAUGGACAUGUUUGGAAAAUCAAAUAAAUUGCGUAUCAGUUGUA